Aureobasidium vineae is the source of this 1323-nucleotide messenger RNA. The record is from the annotation of a GenBank genome assembly. Lineage: Eukaryota; Fungi; Ascomycota; Dothideomycetes; Dothideales; Saccotheciaceae.
AUGGGUGUCCUUCCUAUGGCUGUUUUCGGACUCGAGGUCCCUGCCGGCGGCAUGCCCGUCGCUGCCAGCGGUGAAAUUCCCGCUGCUCCCGAGUUUGACGAGGACACCAAGGGCAAGAAGCCCCGUGCCACCCUCAAGAUCAUCCGCGCUCCUCUCCAGAUGGAGGACGACGAGGACGGCUCUGACUUCGACCCCGAGGAGAUGGACAUGAUGCUCGCCUCUGACGAUGAGGAGGACGAGUCCGACGACGAUGCCGGCCCCAGCGACCCCGCCAAGUCCAAGAAGGCCCGCAAGGCGGCCGCCGCCAAGCAGCUCCUAGAGGAGCUCGAGAGCAUGGAUGUUGACUCGCCCAAGGUCAAGGGCAAGGGCAAGGUCCAGGCUGAUGAUGAUGAGGAGGAGGAGUCCGAUGAUGACGACGAGGAUGAUGAGGAGUUCGAGCCCGAGGAGUUCGUUCUCUGCACUCUCGACCCCGAGAACCAGACUCUUGACAUCACUGUCGGUGAUGACGAGCGCGUCUGGUUCAUGGUCACCGGUACCCACGACGUCUACCUUACCGGUAACUACGUCGAGCCCGAUCACACCCACGGCCCCGAGGAGGAUUACGACUCCGAGGAUGAGGAUGAGGACGAGUACGACCUCUCCCCCGAUGAGGAUGAGCUUUACGGCGACGAAGAUGACUCUGAGGACGAGCUCGACGACCUCGAGAACCCCCGCAUCACCGAGGUCGACGAGGAGGAGGCUCCCGCUCUUGUCCCUGCUAAGGCUGAGAAGAAGGCCGACAAGAAGGGCAAGAAGCGUGCUGCCGAGGACGAGGCCGAGACCCUUGACGACCUGAUCUCCAAGGCCAAGCCCGCCGAGAAGAAGAACGCAAAGAAGGUCAAGACCAACGAGGGCAAGGCCGUUCCUGCCGACGAGGCCGCUAAGAAGCUCGAGACUCCCGCUGCCGCCAAGUCAGACAAGAAGGGUGCUGAGAAGUCCAAGGCUGCCCCCGCUGUCAAGACCGUCAACGGCGUUACCAUCGACGACAAGAAGAUCGGCUCCGGCCCCGCCGCAAAGAAGGGUGACCGCAUCGGCAUGCGCUACAUCGGCAAGCUCCAGAACGGCAAGGUCUUCGACUCCAACAAGAAGGGCAAGCCUUUCAGCUUCAAGCUCGGUACCGGUGAGGUCAUCAAGGGCUGGGACAUUGGUAUUGCCGGCAUGCAGGUUGGUGGUGAGAGACGUGUCACCGUCCCUGCCCACCACGCCUACGGCUCGCAAUCCCUCCCCGGUAUCCCCAAGAACUCCACCUUGAUCUUCGACGUCAAGUGUGUCGAGAUCAAGUAA